Angiostrongylus costaricensis is the source of this 1914-nucleotide messenger RNA. Lineage: Eukaryota; Metazoa; Nematoda; Chromadorea; Rhabditida; Metastrongylidae. The record is from the annotation of a GenBank genome assembly.
AUGAGUUCUUUAAUAUCAAGCGUUAAGCCCAUGUGUGAUCAAGCAGUUGCUGUGCUACACGAUGUACUCCCACGUCAUGAGUUGAUUGACGUCUUUCCAACAGUUAUGCCUGAGGGAGUGGAUAAUGGAUUGAAAUAUGUAGAACAGGAUGGAGAGGAACCAUUCCGCUAUAGUCACUAUGUUGCGAAGCCUCUAUGGGAAAUACUUCGUAAAUGUCGUGAUCAAUUAGAGAGCGAUGAGCAACUCAUUUCGCGUAGAAUGGCUAACGAGCUAGAGAUUGAACAGGAGAUUAUAGCACAAGGCGAUCACGUUCGCCAACUCAAAGGUGACCCUUCUGCAUCGGAGGACGUGAAAAAAGAAGCUAUUGAGAGGCUCUUAAGACUGAAAUUAACUUAUAAGGAGAUAACUGGGAAAGAAUAUGCGGCGGUUACAACUCAUAGGCAAAAGGAGAAGAAAUCUGCAGUUAACAAAAAGCAAGAACUAAAAACAGAUGGAAAAAAAGUGACGAAAUUGGGGAUUGAAAUUUCAAAGGAUGAAAAUUACUCUGAAUGGUACAGUCAGGCAUGGUUUGAUUGUGGCAUAAAGAAAUUGGGAGUGAAGAACUGCUAUUUUCCAAUGUUCGUAAGUAGCGCUGCUUUAGAACGUGAGAAGACACACAUUGCUGAUUUUGCUCCGGAGGUCGCUUGGGUAACUCGUGCUGGAUCUUCUGAAAUGGCAGAACCUGUCGCAAUUCGCCCAACUUCUGAGACCGUUGUAUAUCCAUCUUAUAAGAAAUGGGUGCAAUCUCAUAGAGAUCUGCCUAUUAAACUUAACCAGUGGUGCAAUGUCGUUAGAUGGGAAUUUAAGCAUCCCACACCAUUCUUACGUACUCGCGAAUUUCUCUGGCAAGAAGGGCAUACGGCUUUCGCAACUAGGGAAGAAGCAGAAAAGGAGGUGUUUCAAAUUCUCGAUCUCUACGCCGGUGUUUAUAUUGAUCUCUUAGCAAUACCUGUUAUUAAAGGCAGAAAGAGUGAAAAAGAAAAAUUUGCUGGUGGUGAUUUUACAACUACUGUAGAAGCAUAUGUGCCGUGUAAUGGCCGUGGCAUUCAAGGAGCAACAUCCCAUCAUCUUGGACAGAACUUUUCGAAAAUGUUUGAUAUCUCAUUCGAAGAUCCCGUCAGUGGUGGGAAGGCGUACGCAUGGCAGAAUUCUUGGGGUCUGUCUACACGCACGAUUGGUGCUAUGGUGAUGAUCCAUGCAGAUGACAAUGGACUUGUUCUGCCUCCGAAAGUUGCAGCUGUUCAGGUGAUCGUUUUGCCUGUUGGUAUUACUGCCCAAACGCCAGAUGAAGAACGGAAGCGUAUCAUGAGAACAGCAGAAGAACUGGUAAAAUUUCUUGUGGAUGUUGAUAUACGGGCUGAAGCAGAUCUUAGAGAGAACUAUUCGCCUGGCUGGAAAUUCAACCACUGGGAAUUGAAGGGCGUGCCUGUACGACUUGAGAUUGGUCCUAAGGAUUUGGCGGCAGACCAGGUUACAGUUGUGUUACGAUACAACGGCCAAAAGCAUGCAGUAAAAUGGUCACGGAUUGUUGACGAAUGCAAACGACUUCUAGAAGAAAUUCAUAUCAAUAUGUACAGCAAAGUGUUGACUGCACGGGAUACUCAUAUGAAGAUUUGCUACAACUUUGAGGAAUUCAAACAGCUUUUGGAUGAGAAGUUUAUCUUGCUGUCUCCGUUCUGUGGUGAAAUUGCUUGCGAAGAUGAGAUCAAGAAAGCCAGUACGAAGGAGGAAGCCGAUGGUGGAGCGUCUUUGAUGGGAGCAAAAACUCUUUGUAUUCCUUUAGAACAGCCAAAGGAAACAUUACCCGACCAAUGCAUCUUCCCAGCCUGUAAGAACAAAGCCCGAUUCUUCGCAUUAUUUGGACGUAGUUAUUAG